This is a messenger RNA of Sinocyclocheilus rhinocerous, 1167 nucleotides long. Its product is annotated as WD repeat-containing protein 5-like. Gene Ontology annotation, molecular function: histone binding. Gene Ontology annotation, cellular component: Set1C/COMPASS complex. The record is from RefSeq and is a predicted model, not a curated record. Bases 1 to 999 code for a protein of 332 amino acids. NCBI's taxonomy places the organism in Eukaryota, Metazoa, Chordata, Actinopteri, Cypriniformes, Cyprinidae. The transcript is spliced from 13 exons.
AUGGCAUUAGAGAUGAAGCUGGACACAGAAACACAUAAGACACAUUCAGCAUCAUCAUCCUCGAAGUCUGCUCCCGUGAAACCAAAUUACUCCUUGAAGUUCACACUCGCAGGUCACACAAAAGAUAUAUCAUCAGUCAAAUUUAGCCCUAGUGGUGAAUGGUUGGCCAGUUCAUCAAACCAAUGUCUGAAGAUUUUGAUAUGGGGCGCUUUUGAUGGAAAAUUUGAGAAGAGUCUUGCAGGACAUAAACUUGGAAUAUCAGAUGUGGCCUGGUCAUCAGACUACAAUCUUUUGGUGUCUGCAUCAGAUGACAAAACACUGAAGAUCUGGGAUAUGAAUUCAGGAAAAUGUCUGAAGACACUGAAAGGCCAUAGCAACUACGUCUUCUGUUGUAACUUCAACCCACAGUCGAAUCUUGUUGUUUCUGGAUCUGUAAGUACACAAACAGAUGAAUUCGUACGGAUUUGGGAUGUCAAAACUGAAAAGUGUCUGAAGACCCUGCCAGCUCACUCGGACCCCGUCUCAGCAGUUCACUUCAACAGAGAUGGAUCCCUAAUAGUAUCCAGUAGCUAUGAUGGUUUAUGCCGACUGCGGGACACUGCAUCAGGACAAUGUCUGAAAACUCUUAUAGAUGAUGACAACCCUCCUGUCUCAUUUGUGAAGUUUUCUCCAAAUGGAAAAUACAUUCUAGCUGCAACUCUGGACAAUACGUUAAAGCUCUGGGACUACAGCAAGGGAAAGGUAUGUCAUAAAAAUGAAAAGUAUUGUGUGUUUGCCAAUUUUUCUGUGACUGGAGGAGAGGGAGAUUCUUGGAUCGUCACAGGCUCUGAAGACAACAUGGUAUAUAUCUGGAACUUGCAGACCAAAGAAAUUGUGCAGAAAUUACAGGGGCACACAGAUGUAGUGAUCUCGACAGCUUGUCACCCUACAGAGAACAUCAUUGCCUCUGCAGCCCUGGAGAACGGCAAGACCAUCAAACUGUGGAAAAGUGAUGGUUAAAUUAAAGCACUGCACUUUCAGAGGCUUUAGUAGAAAACUUCAGACUGACAACUUCCAGUAGUGUCUGUCUUUUACCAGGAUAGCACCUAGUGCAGGGUUAUUAUCUAAUAGAUGGACAGGUCCUGUCUGCUCAGAAUAGUGACAAUCUCACUCAUCUUUAAGCCUGUU